AUGAGUUUGAAUGGCUUAAUUGGACAGAUGCAUGACAAUAUAAUCAGUCCACCUGAGCCUCUCAGCUUUCAUUUGGAACCUCACAAGAAUGAAAACCUCCCAAGCAGCAUAUUUGACAUGCCUGAGUUAUCUCCGAGUACUUCAAGCUCAGAAAUGGAGAACUCACCCAGAUUGUCAGUGGGGACGGAAGAGAUGGCUAACUCCUCCCCAGCGGCCAGUCUCUCACCCGUCAAGGAUGGCGGCCAGCAAACGCCGAACGGUCUCGGUGGAGAUCUCAAGAGGGGUGACAUACUCCAAGGCGGAAUUGGGUUCAGAAAGGUAUCCGCAGUUCAACCUCCACACACCAAGAAAAAGCCGAAGAGAGCAACGAACAUCAGGCGGCAUCACAAGCCUAAACACCAGUGCCCUGGCUGCCCGAAAAAGUUCACUGUCAAGCGCGAUUUUGAGUCCCACUUCCGUCGCUGUUUAGGCAGACCUUUUUAUACUUGUUUGUGUGGAGCCGGGAUCACCACGCGUCAUAAUAUGAAGGCCCACUCGUUGUCUACGGAACACCUUGAACGGUUACGGGUACUCGAGGAGAUACCCUCAAAUUCCAACCCUGGUCAUCAGAAAACUGAUGGAGGGUCAGAAAAGGAAUAA
Messenger RNA from Orbilia oligospora ATCC 24927, 639 nucleotides. RefSeq lists its product as uncharacterized. The transcript is spliced from 2 exons. Bases 1 to 639 code for a protein of 212 amino acids. The record is from RefSeq and is a predicted model, not a curated record. Lineage: Eukaryota; Fungi; Ascomycota; Orbiliomycetes; Orbiliales; Orbiliaceae.